Notolabrus celidotus (New Zealand spotty) is the source of this 4083-nucleotide messenger RNA. RefSeq names its product sushi-repeat containing protein X-linked 2 (gene srpx2). The record is from RefSeq and is a predicted model, not a curated record. The transcript has 10 exons. NCBI's taxonomy places the organism in Eukaryota, Metazoa, Chordata, Actinopteri, Labriformes, Labridae. The coding region runs from base 492 to 1850 and encodes 452 amino acids.
GAUUAGAUUAGUUGUUCGUUGAUGUGACGGACUUAACUUGUAUGGGCCGAAUCACACUAACCACAAUCAUUAAAGUUAAAUGUGGAAAUGUUAUUUACAAGGUCUGGAAAAAAAACUCUCCAGGUAAACUACUAAAGUUGUAAGAGAGGUUGGUUUCUGUUUAGUGUCCCACUCAUCAUGUUUAGUGCAGCUGUGGGAGGAAACAAACACUUAUCAUGAAGAGUGAAAGAGCGCCACCCAGUGGAUUUUCACUUUGAUGAUGACCUAAAAGGAACAUCAGUUCCACAAGCUGAGGAGACUCUGGUGAGAUCAGGGGCUUCUCGUCUCCAACAGGGAUUUAUAAGCGACGUCUUUCAGCCUUGAUAUCGUGAUCUGACUCUCUCUGGACUUUUUGCUUCUUAUUGCUGCUCUUGCUCUACGACUGUUGGAUCUAAACUACCUGCGCAACAAACUUUUUUUUUUCCCCGGACAGUCAUCUUUGUGUUUCUGUCAUGCCCCUCAGCUGCUUUGUUGCUGUGUUCACUUUGUAUUUUACAGCUGGCUCUGGUACCACAGUAUAUGACGGCUACAAUGAAUUUGAAGAAGAAUACCACACUCCUCAACUAGACUACAAAGACCCCAACUGGUGUCACUCUCAAAGUUUGACAAAUGGAGAGGUGACCUGUCACUCACCUAGAGGUGGGGCCUACAGGAGCACGUUGGGGACCCGCUGUGAGAUGAGCUGUGAUCGAGGAUAUAAGCUGCUGGGGAGGAGCUCAAUCCAGUGCCUUGCCAAUCGACGCUGGUCUGGGACUGCUUUCUGCCGCAAGAUGCGUUGCCGUGUCCUGGAUCUCAUCCCACAUGGCAGAUACACCUGCACUUAUGGCUUUAUGGUUGACUCCAGGUGUGACUUCACCUGUGAUGCCGGCUAUCGCAUUGAGGGAGAACACUCACGCACAUGUCAGCACGGGGGGUCAUGGAGCGGAAUGCAGCCAGUUUGUGAAGACACUGAUCCUCCAAAGAUCAAAUGUCCUCCAUCCAGACUAAAGGUUGCAGAGCCUGGAAAACUCACUGCCACAGUGUCUUGGGAACGACCUGCUGCAAGAGAUACUGCGGACAAACACCUCGAUAUAAUAUUAGUAGGCCAGGGGCCAGGUACCGAGUUUAAAGAGGGAGCAAACAUCAUCAGAUACAAAGUGUAUGAUCAAGCCAGAAACAGAGCUGCCUGCAAGUUUAUUGUACGUGUUGAAGUGAGAAGAUGUUCAGUUCUCCCUCCACCUUUGCACGGCUACCUCACCUGCUCCUCUGAUAGAAAUAACUAUGGUGCAACGUGUGAAUAUCAUUGUGACGGAGGAUAUGAGCUGAGGGGCAUAUCUAGUCGCGUCUGUCAGUUCGACCGCAACUGGGAUGGAGGGCCUGCUGAGUGUCUUCCAAUGGUGAUAAAAUCAGAUGUAAAGACAGCCCCGGCUCUCCUGGAUCAGUUCUAUGAAAAGAGGAGGCUGCUGAUCAUGUCGGCACCAAACAUAACGGACCCAGACUACCAGCUGCAGAACAUCAUGAUACAAAAAGCAGACUGUGGCUUGGACCUGCGACAUGUAACCGUGAUUGAGCUCCUGGGCUCCCCGCCUCGUGAGACGGGCCGCAUUAAAGAAAAUCUACUUGGCUCUGGAGUCAUCGAGGGUUUGAGACAAAUAUUCAGGAUCUCCAGAUCCUACUUCAGCAUGGUGCUGCUGGACGAGCUCGGACUGGACAGAGAACGCUUUAUCACCCCGAUGGCGUCGGAUGAGUUGUUCUCUUACAUCGACAGCUUUGUGCUGGAUGAAGAGGAGAGAGAGAGGCUGGAGCUCCACAGAGACUUCUGUGACAACUAAAGUAAAUGACUGGUUCCCACAGUGAAAAGCUCAUCAGCUUUACCAACACAAGAUGAGGAAUGACAAACAACCAAAACCAGAGGUCCAGAGGGACGCGAGAGAGACGAGGGAAGAGGGCAAAAUGUGAUCACUAUACUACACUGAAGUACCAGCACUGUUCUAUGCAUCAGAUUAUCAGGUUAAAUAUAGGGUAGAGCGCAGAGACAGCUCCAUAAGAUAAAGCAGACAUGGUUAAAGUUCUAAACACUGAUAGGAAACAAAGUUAGAUACAUUUGGGUUCAUGAUGAAAGUACAUUUCAGUGAGAGGAAUGGGAGCAUGUUUGAAUAUCUCACAUCCAAUGUGGACGAAAACAAACAAGCACUUUGAACAAAGGCUUUUGAGUGGACACUUGAGCACACAGACUCCCAGAGGGUACUGUGAGAGUUGAGCAUGUCUUUGGCUUAAUCCAUUUUUAUUGAGUGAACAGAAUAAAGGCAACAUUUUGUUAAACAUGACUCUGCUCGCACUCAGAGGAGUUAAAAAUCGACAUUUAUAUCUACAAUCAUUUUUUAAGACACUUGUAUAAAUAUAUAAUUUUUAAAAGACAGUGUUUAUGGAAAAUACAAUAUAGUAUAUAUUAAACUGUGCACCAUUUGUAUCAUGCAAGACCAACAUUUAUGUAUGUCUGUUUACAGCGUGUUGUUUUGAGUAUAGUUCUGCACAUAAAAUAAGAAAGGAGCAACAUACAGUGGCAGUGUGUCUGUGGGAAGUGCUGUGCAUGACUUUACAUUUUUAAAAGUAUACCUUAUCCUGGAUUUUAAAAACAUAAAAUAACUACAUUAAUGCUGUUCAAAUAAAAUGAGAGAUUAGUCUGCAUCUUUGGCACAUUUUCUCAGGCCUGCAGUUCGGGGGAGAGGCUUAAGUAAACCCCAUACCGUGAAGCAGGUGUGGGCAGAUGUUGGAGUGCCAAUAAACUGCAUGUCUACUAACAGCCAAUCAGCUGUUUGUUGUAUCCCAUUAGACAAAUUCUGGGCUGUUAAACCUUCAAUAUAAAAUGAAUCUAAAUGAUCCCACAUUGGUCUCAAACACCACAGCUUCCUCCCAUGUUAGUCACUGGAUGUUCUCCCAUGGAUCAGGCUCCUGCAGUCCUCAUUCGCUCUUUGAUUUCUCCAUAGAGGAGCGCAGUGGAAGAGUGCCCUCUGCCCAUGAAUCUGGGUACUGCAUCAUCUUCUCCCACAGACUGACCUCCUCACCAACUGAGUCCAUUUCCACUUCCUCUUUUCCUAUUUUGACAGUGCCUGCAGGAGUGAACAUUACACAGUGAAUGCAGUGUUAGAGCAGAGUCUGUUACCUCUUUGUAAUUAUUUUUGCAUAUUUAGUGUUAACACUGUGGGAAUAAAUUGGGAGUCUUGUUAAGUACAUCAGCUGUUACCUAAAAUUGAGCAGUUUUCACUUAGAGGCAAUUAUAUUUCACAGUAAGACUAAAUCAAACAUUUAAUGGUAAUAAUCUCUGUCUAUCACUGUGAGUGAGUGUUUAUUUUCAAUACAGUGUUACACAAAAAUUAUAGGGUUGGCCCCAGGAUCCAAACACUGAACCGCAACUAAUGUGAAUUAAUUACCACUACAAAAAGGUGCAAUGGUAACCACCAGAUAAAGCAGUGAAAUUCAUGCCCAACAAAAGGAGAGACCGACAAACAAAGAUUCCUAUCAAAACAAACAUCUAAAACAAAAGGACAAUACAUGUCAGUGAAAAUGUUCUCUCUUUCUGUUCCUCAUGACUGACUUCACAUCAACAUAAAUGAAGUGCCCAGCACUUGGUACUUUGGUCUUUAUUGUGGUGAUGUUAAUUGUUGAUGUUAAUUGUUGAUGAUGAUAAUGGAAGGUCUUAAGUUGUUUGGUUGCUUCAUUGUAGAUGUUCCUUAAAAAAAAUCCUUACUUAAUUUUGUGCAUUGCCUUUACACUGCUUGGCAGUACCUGCACCCAAAUUGACUUGAAGCACUUUGUUACUCUUACUGAUCUUGUUUCCUCUUGUCUAGAUCUUUGCUUGUGUUGUUCUUGUUCUCGUAUGUACGUCGCUUUGGAUAAAAGUCUGCUAAAUGACAUUGUAACAUUGUAAGUGAUGACCACCAAUUCUGCAGCCCACUUAUGCAUGUAACAGCGCUAAUGUUCUUUGGCACAUAUGGGUCAGAUCAGGGAUGAAAACAGUUCACACUCAAACAUGACAUUGGCCACAAUAAAAAAGAAUAAAGUCAA